CCCUCUAACAGUAUAUACAUUUGUGUUAAUUGAAAUAAUUAGAAUGUUGUAAAAUAGAGGUAGGGGCAACUUAGUUAGCAUACGAAAUAAUAAUUGGUUAAAAUGACAUCUUAUAUAAAAUGACAAGUUAUAUCAGAUGAGGAGGAUGCUACAUUACAUUUACUAUAUAAACACCUUUUAAUGGUAUAAGUGGUAUUGCUCUACUCAAAUAGCAUACGAAUUACACCGUUAUUGUUAAGAAAUGCACAUGUCUACUCAUUUGCAUCGCAAGGUAUGAAGGUAAACACGAGGUUUUGGAUCUCGUGUUUGUGUGAUUUGACCGUAGGGGUUUUUCUAUAAAAUUGGUCAUUCCUUUUGAAUAAAUAUGUUAAUUAUUAAAUGUUUCUGCUUGAAUAAUUACCUGUACGAUUACACACAUUUGUAGCAGGCUACUAAUGCGAAUUUGGUGGAGUUCUAUAAGGAGAGUCACUAGUCAAAGAAGAAUGGGAAAUUUUGUUACAUCAGCAACUGAAAACACUUAUAAUGAGAUGGUCAGCAAGAUGGAUGGUCUAGAGCCUGAGCAACGCAACAAUGAAGCAGCAGCAAGUGUAUUUAGAAAGGUGCUUGGGCAUAGACCAGGAUACGCAAGGGGGCUAGGAGAGAUGGUCAUUCCGGAGUCGACAAGACAACGGAACACCCAAAAAGAAAGUGAAUAUCUUGCUUUAAUUGAAAAACAUAAGACAGAUGCAAAGAAUUACAAGAAAGAUGCCGACCAUUACAAGACGAAGCUUGAUCAAGUGAUGUGUGAAAUGCAAGCUCUUCAUGAGAGGCAAAAUGCUACUGAUCAGAUGGUGCAAAACUUUUUUCAGAACUUUCAUGGCAACACUGAGUCUCUCCAGUCUCGUGGAGAGACUUAGUGAGGGCCAAGAAAUCAACUUCAUGGAUUUUUUGAGUAUUUUGGGGAAAUUUUUGGUAGUGGGAGAUGGUGGUGGCCAAAUUAUAAAUGAAAGCGUAUAUAUAUA
Carya illinoinensis is the source of this 1001-nucleotide messenger RNA. RefSeq lists its product as uncharacterized. The transcript is spliced from 2 exons. The record is from RefSeq and is a predicted model, not a curated record. Lineage: Eukaryota; Viridiplantae; Streptophyta; Magnoliopsida; Fagales; Juglandaceae. Bases 435 to 896 code for a protein of 153 amino acids.